CCAAGCCAGCCUUAUCGCAGAAUCCAGGAAUGUGCACGCUGGCCGGACCUUGAGUCCCCUCCUCCAUCAGACACUCCUCCAGUGGUGGGCCCCUCUCACCUUCCAGGGGCUGGAGGAGCAGCCCGCCCAGGAAAUGGACUUCGGGCCCCUCCCCCUGGGCUGACCGACUCGUGGCCCCAUGGCCUAGGAGGAGGAAAAAGGAGGGGCGUCGUACACCUGGUCCGCCAAGUGAACGACCCCAGCGGUGUUUUCUGUUCGGCCUGUCCACGCUCCUCAUUUCCUGGCCCCCCAGGGCGCUCAGGGCCGGCCUGGGAUCCCUACCGGAGGGCCAGAGCUAUCUGAUGAGAGGCGAUCUGGUGACCAAGAGGGACCCUUGAGCUCCACCUCCCAGCCUCCAAGCUGGAUUUGGCUCCUGCUGAAAACAUGGCGGGGACUGACUUGGAAGAGUUAGCAGAGAUCGAAUUACAGAAAGACGAAGAGGAAGCCAUCACAUUGGGAGUGCCAAGGAUGUCACUUGUGCCUGCUCCAGCCUGUGAAGAUGCAGCCCUGGGCAUGGACCAUCCAUACUAUGAUGUGGCCAGGCAUGGAAUCAUCCAAUUAGCAGGGGAUGACAACUCAGGAAGACGAGUCAUUACUUUCAGCUGCUGCCGAAUGCCCCCCUCUCACGAGCUCAACCACAGCCGCCUCCUGGGGUACCUGAAAUACACCCUUGACCAGUAUGUGGAGAAUGACUAUACCAUCAUCUACUUCCACUAUGGGCUGACAAGCCGAAACAAACCAUCUUUGAGCUGGCUUCAAAGUGCCUACAAAGAAUUUGGCCGGAAGUACAAGAAAAACCUGAAGGCACUCUAUGUAGUACAUCCCACCAACUUCAUUAAAAUUCUGUGGACCAUUUUCAAGCCCCUCAUCAGCCAUAAGUUUGGGAAAAAGGUGACCUAUUUCAACUACCUAAGUGAGUUAAGAGAGCAUCUCAAGUAUGACCAACUGAUGAUUCCUCCUGAGGUUAUUCGACAUGAUGAGAAGUUGAAGAACAUGAGACUGGGCCGCCCGACACCCUUGGUGAAGAUGCCGCCACCCCGCCCUCCACUGCCCACCCAACAAUUUGGUGUCAGCCUAAAAUACAUCAGAGACAAAAAUAAAGGUGAGCUCAUCCCGCCAGUCAUGAAGGAGACUGUGACCUACCUGAAAGCCAAAGGCCUCCACUCUGAGGGCCUCUUCCGAAGGUCAGCCAGCGUCCAGACCAUUAAGGAGAUCCAGAGACUGUAUAACCAAGGAAAGCCUGUGAAUUUUGAUGACUACAAUGAUAUCCACAUCCCAGCGGUUAUCCUAAAGACAUUCCUUCGAGAGCUUCCUCAGCCACUGCUGACCUUUGAAGCCUAUGAACAGAUCCUGGCAAUCACCAGUGUAGAGAGCAGCCUGCGGGUGACUCGCUGCAAGGAGAUUAUUGGGAGCCUUCCGGAACACAAUUAUGCCAUUCUUAAGUACCUCAUGGACUUUCUACACAUGGUUUCCCAAGAGUGCAUCUUUAACAAAAUGACAAGCUCCAACCUGGCCUGUGUCUUUGGGCUGAACUUAAUCUGGCCAUCCAGCGGAGCCUCUUCCCUCAACGCCCUGGUGCCUCUUAACCUGUUCACAGAACUGAUGAUUGAUUUCUAUGACAACAUCUUCAGCUCUCGGGAGGUCUCACCCUAGACUUACAACGCCAGGAAAUGCUUGGACUCCGUGAUCUCUAAGCUCCCUUCUGACUCCGUUAUUCUGUGGUCUGAACUUGGAAGUUCCUCUUAUCUGUGACAUUUCUUCGUUCUAGGUCCUGUGUUCUCUCUUCUAAAGACCCUGCAAGCUUUGACAUUCUGUGCUGAAGGACCUCACUCAGUUUUAAUGUUCUGUGUUCUUACAUUCCUCCAAUGUUCUUCUUGACAUAGGUGGAUUAUCCCAUGCAAAGCUAUGGUAUGGCCCCCUAUUCACAGCCCACUUAACACUACAAUAUCAGCCAUGUUGGAAACGCCUAUCUAAAAGUUGGGACAUAUUUCCAAUCUUGAAAUGUCUUACUGUGCUCAUUUCCCCCUGGAAAUGAUUGGUGAACUGUUUGAAUGGGUGAACUGUAUGAAUCAUGUUGGCUUUCUGAAGCCUCUUAGAAAAAAACAAAACAACCACCAAAGAGAUUAAAUGUUUUCAGGACUAGUACUUGUUCUUUUGCUAAAUUUUCCUAUUUCAUUACCAGAAAAUUCUCUUUGGCUGCCUAGGAAAUUGCCUUGCAUUCAGGUUCUGCAAUAAAUUUAGUGAUGGGUUGACAUGGAAAGACCACUAGAGGUUCAAGUCCUGGAUCUGUAAAACCUGCAAGAGUGUUGUCCUUGGUCAGUUGACUUCACCCCUCACCCUCAGCCUCCUCCUUUUGAAAGUGGGUUUAGUAAUGUCCACCUUCCCCAUCUUCCCAUGAAAGAGCAGAUGUUGAAUGAGAUACCCAUCCAUUGGAAAAUGAUGGAACAAAUUGUGGUAUAUGAUUGUCAUGGUAUAAUGUAAAGGGUGAAAUUAAGGUUGAGACUGAAAAAAAUCUAAAUUUAAGUGGUCUCCAAGGGAAAUCCCAAAUAAUAAAAUACCCAAGUCAGCUGCCAAAUUUUAUGGUGAUUUAAUUGAUAGUGGAGAAGAUUAAGAAGGAGUAGGUUUUUUCCGUUCCCUCUUCCCCCACCUGAUUAGUAUCAGGCAGGAGAUAAGGUAGUAAGGGUUUGGAAUAUGAAGGAGGAAGGAAUCAGCUUGACCUCCAAAGGGGCUCAGCUAAGAUGCCCGAACCUGAAAUCAGCUCCAGGGCAAAACUCACAACCCAACACUCCAAGAUUUUGGAACAUUUGCAUGCUGCCAGGCAGAGUCCUCUCUCCAGGGAAAGAGGAGGGGCCAGGAAAUGCUGUGCCUUAUAUGGAUGUUUUUACAUCAUUUUUCUGUGUCUCAUCUGUACCCAGAGGUCUGUCCUUUAUUUUGCACAUGUCUGUUGAAGGCCAUCUCCUCAGAUAAUUAAAUAUUGAGUUUGAUGCAGACCUUCAAAAUCUUGUUAAUCUGAGUAGGGUGAAGAAUGUAGAGUUUCCAAGACCUGAUUCUGUUAUUCCAAGUAUCUCCAUUGUUACUGAUCAGGAAAUAGCUAAAUCACAUCUUCUAAAGAAUGGUCUGAUUAGGGUGGGUGGAAUAGUAUUGAAAUUCACAAUAAGAAAUGAUGAGCAGGUUGGUUUCAGAAAAACCUGAGAAGACUUAUAUGAACUGAGGAAAAGUAAAAUGAGAACCAGGGGAACAUACAAAGUAACAGCAUUAUUGUUAGGAUGACCAAAUGUGAAAGAAUUCCUUCUACUUCAAAUUCCCCUCCCCCUUCCCUUCCUACUCCUUCCUCCAAAUCCUCUUCCUCUUUUUCCUCCUCCCUCUCCUUGAGAGAAAGGCAGGAGAGAGGAAGAGAAUUUGGAGCUCAAAAUUUAAAAAAAUAAAUGGUAAAAAAACAGAACUGAAGUAUUGAAAUUAACAUAGAGGACCCUAAGACUUGAAGGAUAAAUAUCAAAUAUUAUAAAGCAAAGAAGCUGACCCAGUAUCGAGGGAAACACAGAAGCUUUAGAAUGUUCUUUUAAAAAGCAUAGAACAAUCAUAUACAUUUCCAGAGUCGUUCAAAAGAGAUGAACUCCAUAAGCAAAGAAGUUAGGAAUGCAUUCAGGUUAUAGCUGUUUGAGCUGUCAAUAUAGGAAUAAAAUCUAAUUAGCAAUUGGGGGGGGGGGGAUGAAUCCACAAUGAAGAGUUCUGAAAAAAAAAGAUUUGAAAAACUGAAUUGGAAGAAAAUUUGGCUUAAAUGAAGCAAUUCCAAAAAUGGUUCUUUCUACAAGCUAUAACCUUGCUCUGUCAUUAUCCUCAUAAAUGGGAAGUAACCUUGACCUUGGAAACAGGCUAUGCAGGGUCCACUUAAGUAUCACAAGUCUCCCAGUAGAAUAUAAAAUCAAAAACCUGAGCAGGACAACUUGGGAAAUAGUACAAGAAAACUUCCAAGGUCUCAAUACAGAAAGCAAAGCAUCAAUUGAAAGAAUUCAUAAAUUGCCUGUGGGGGGUGGGGGGUAAGAUGCUUCAAACUCCAAGACAGCUUUUAAUUGAAUAAUUCUAGUGAUGGGAAAAUUCAAAAAAGACCAAGUUUAAAGAAAAAAUUGGUUUACUUGUCUCACAUUAGAGUGUAAGCUCUUUGAAGGCAAAGACUUCUUUUGCCUCUUUUGCAUCUCUAGAUUUUAGCACAGUUCCUGGCAUAUAGUAGGUUCUUGAUUGAUUGAUUAUACCACACCCACUAGAAACAUCAAAAGAGAAUGGCAAAGGAAAUUUAGCUGUGUCCCAAAUGGCAUUCCCCGCAAACCUGAACCUAAUUAAUGAAAAAAGAUGGUCAUUCAAUGGUAGAGAGCCGUUUAAGGCAUAGGGGGUUGGUGGAGGAGGAGGCAGCAGUGACAGUACUGUGAAGAGUGAAUCAAGUCAUUUAUCAAAGUCAUUUAAAAGUCAUUUGACUUUUAAGUUAAUCAAAAACUUAAGUACCUCUACUUAGUACCUUACCAGUCACUAGGUAUGAGAGUUCACAAGUCAUUUGCUAGAGUGCAGGACAACUCCAGAGGCCACUGCCCUGCCCCUUGGGCAGUACUAGCAAAUUGAAAGACUAAUUGGUUCCCCUAAAGUGAGGGAGCAACAGGAAGUGACAUGAAGAAAACUGCUUAGAGGUACAACAUUGCUUCCUUUUGAUGCCUGACUCCCCUUUAAAUUUUCUGGGGAGGGACCUUCUAUGCAAACUUGGAGCCCCAAUAACUUGCUCCCCAGAUGGUUUCUUAUCAUUGGAAGUACCUGAGGAAUCUUUAAAUUUACUCCCUGUACUUCUCUUAGAGAGCCAGGAAGGGAAAGAGGAAAGAGCAUCCCACCUUUGCAAUACCUGCAUAUACUGGAGUCUAUGGGCCACAUCUUCCGACUUAAGUUGGCUGUUCCUGUACAGAUAAAAACUAAAUCUAGCCCACCUCCUUCCGUUCCUCAGUACCCUCUCUCAAAGGAGGCAAUAGAGUGUAUCACCCCAGUAGUAAACUCAUUAAUCGAUCAGGGCAUCAUAAUUUCCUGUAAGUCCAAAUACAAUAUGGCCAUACUGCCUGUUAAAACACCAAAAAGUGGGCCCGAUGGCAAGCACCUCUAUAGAUUCGCACAGGAUCUAAGGGCAGUGAAUAAUCACGUUAUAAAGAGACACUUCAUAGUUUCCAACAUAAAUAUGAUCAUUUCUUCUAUUCCUAGCACAGCUACAUACUUUACAGUAGUGGACUUGUGCUCAGCCUUCUUUUCCCUACCCAUUCAUGAGGAUUCCAGGCAUAUAUUUGCUUUCACCUGGAAGGGCUCUCAUACAUUUGCUCAGUCAUUUGCCCCAGGGUUACAUGGAAAGCCCAAGUUUAUUCGCACAAAUUUUGAGCCAAGACAGAUAAUAUAACAUUUAAAAGCAGCAAAUUAAUCAAAUACGUAGAUGACCUACUCUUAGCUUCAACAGAUGCAGAAGCAUGUCAGGAAGAUAGUAAACACCUUCUUUUGGAACUGCACAAAAGAGGACAUAAGAUCUCAAAGAAUAAAGUUCAGUGGUGUCUCCCCAAAGUAGAAUAUUUGGGGUUCAUUCUGACUGCGGGUGCCCACUCUAUUUCUCCCAAAUGAAUUGAAAAUAUUAAAAAAUUAAGCACUCCUACCACUAAGAAACAGUUAAGAGCAAUUUUAGGAGCAACAGGGUUUUAUAUGCAGUUUUAUAGCCUUUUGGUUAUAGUUCCAAAUUGCCCUUCAGAAUGGCUGGAUCACUUGACAACUCUACCAACAAUGCAUUAGUUUCCAAAUUUUGCCACAUCCCCUUCAACAUUUAUCACUUUACUGUCAUAUUUUCCAAUUUGUUAGGUAUAAGGUGGCACCUUAGAGUUGUUCUAAUUCACAUUUCUCUAAGUAAUUUAGAACAUUUCUUCAUGUGAUGAUCGAUACUGAUUUCUUCUCUGAAAAUUGCUUCUUCAUAUCCUUUAACCAUUUGUCAAUUGGGGAAUGGCUUAUAUUCUUAUAAAUUUGACUAAGUUCUCUAUAAAUUUGAGAAAUUAGACCUUUAUCAGGAAAAAUUGCUAUAAAAUUUCUCUCCCAGUUUGAUGUUUUGCUUCUAAUAUUGGUUAUAUUGGUUUUUUUUGUACAAAGCUUUUUUAAUUUAAUAUAAUAAAAAGAUUCAUUUUAUAUCUUGUAA
Messenger RNA from Monodelphis domestica (gray short-tailed opossum), 6232 nucleotides. RefSeq names its product Rho GTPase activating protein 8 (gene ARHGAP8). The record is from RefSeq and is a predicted model, not a curated record. Gene Ontology annotation, cellular component: cytoplasm. Gene Ontology annotation, biological process: small GTPase-mediated signal transduction; negative regulation of endocytic recycling. Lineage: Eukaryota; Metazoa; Chordata; Mammalia; Didelphimorphia; Didelphidae. Gene Ontology annotation, molecular function: GTPase activator activity.